Caenorhabditis angaria is the source of this 1859-nucleotide messenger RNA. NCBI's taxonomy places the organism in Eukaryota, Metazoa, Nematoda, Chromadorea, Rhabditida, Rhabditidae. The record is from the annotation of a GenBank genome assembly.
AUGGCGAUUGAUGUUUCUGCAUUGUCUGAUGCCGAAUUGCGUUCCGAGCUAAUUUCGCGCGGGAUGAAAAUCGGUCCGGUUACUGGAACAACUCGAGCACUUUUCGAGAAGAAAUUGAAGGGACUUCUUGAAAAUAAAACAAAAGCAACACCAGCGAAAUCAACUCCAGCGAAACCGACUCCAACAAAAACUGCUGUUGUUAAACCAAACACAUCUGUCACUAAGAAAUCACCAUCUCCAGCAAGAUCUGCGAAAAAUGUCACAACAACAUCAUCGACAAGAAGAAGUAUUGUACAAACUGCGAAUAAAUCGCAAAUUGAGGAAGAAGAAUCGGAUGAUGAUAUUGAAGAAUUUAUUCCAGUUGUCACAAAAACUACUUUGAAAUCUCCAGGAAGACCGAAAUUGAACGAUUCGAUUUCUUCUGUCAAAUCAAGCACUGUGAAAACACCAAAUUACACCAAAAGAAUUUCAUCUUUUGAUGAAGCGAUCCACGUGCCAAAUUUGAUAACAUCAUUUGAACCAGAUUAUUCAAUCACAGAUCGCCCUGGUUUGACACCACCGAGAGCUUCAAAAGCACCAAGUUCAACACUCCGGCAAUCAUCUAUCAGAACUACAACAACAACAACUCCAAGACUUUUCAGUUAGUUUUUUUUUUCAAAGUCGAGAUUCAUGAAUUAAUGUGUGAAUAUUUUGUAGAAUCGAAUUUCAACGAUCUUGGCGCAACAACAGGUGAAGAAGAUAAUGAAGACGAUGAUGACGGUCUCGAAUCAAGUCGAGUUGUUUAUUCCUCAAAGAAUUCAAAUUCCGGAGGACGUGGAUUGGUUGGCAGAGCUUGGGAUAAAGUUCUCGGAUAUGAUGUGAGUUUUGAGUUUUCAAAAGAUUUCCUAACAAAAAAUGGAAAAAUUCACCUAGAAAGUGCAAGUUUUCAAAAACCAAUUUUCAGUUCAAAGCAUCUCCAUCGGUUGGUAAAAGUUAUGAUUUCCGUGCUGGAAACACUCGAACUCGCGUUGUCCGCGAUAAGAGGACUGGAAAACUGGUGGUUGAACAAACCAGCGUUUUCGGGUAUGUUUUUCAAAAUGCUUUUAAAAGAAUCUCUUAUAAAUGUUCCAAAUCCUAAAAAGUUUCAGAGAGGCACUCAAUUUGGCAUUGUAUGUCCUCGUCAUUUUGUUUGUUGUCCUUUCGAUCGGAUAUUUUAUCAGCAGCACUGAUAAAUCGACAGUUACUGGAACUGUUUCGCUUUUGACUAGUGAGUUUAUCAUUUUAAAAAUUUCGGAAGAAAAAUUGUAACAGAAUGUCAUUUUCAGAGUCAAUCCGUGAUUCGAUCAACUUUGUUUAUCGUUAUGCCAUUGUUCCAGUUGUCACAAUUCUUGCUAGUGAGUUUUACAAACAAACAAAGACAUUUUUCUGAAAUUCAGAAAAUUGAGAUUUAGAAAAAUAAAUAAAUUUUCAAACUAAAGUUGAAUUUAUAAUUUCACAACAAAAAAGCUUCAGAACUCUAAUUCACCUCCAUUUUUUCAGUUGCUGUAAUUGGUGCUGGAUCAUAUUAUGGCCACAAGAAAUACAAAGAAACAGUCGAUCGCGAAGAAGCUGCCACAUUUGAUCUGAUCGAGAAAAUCAUUGAAUUGAUUCGCGAAGCCGCUGUCGAAGGUGAAGCUUACGUCUCCCAACCACACAUUCGUGAUGUUAUUUUCCCACCAGCAAAACGUCGCGGUGCUGAAUUAUCGCGUUGGGAACGCGCCGUCGCAUUCAUUGAUGCCAACGAAUCGCGUGUCGCAACUGAAAUCCGUGUUUUGCCAUCCGGAAACGAAUGCGCAAUCUGGAGAUGGAUUGGACACACUCAAAACAAAAGAAAUUGGUAA